Acyrthosiphon pisum (pea aphid) is the source of this 2775-nucleotide messenger RNA. RefSeq names its product oligoribonuclease, mitochondrial. Gene Ontology annotation, molecular function: nucleic acid binding; 3'-5'-RNA exonuclease activity. Gene Ontology annotation, cellular component: mitochondrion. The coding region runs from base 679 to 1209 and encodes 176 amino acids. The record is from RefSeq and is a predicted model, not a curated record. Lineage: Eukaryota; Metazoa; Arthropoda; Insecta; Hemiptera; Aphididae. The transcript is spliced from 7 exons.
AACAAUAAUCAUAUAAUCUGUGGUAUUGCUUAUAACCGUUGUCCGUUACGGCUUUAGUGCUUUAGCUAAACUUUAGCUUAAGCCGGGACUAAACAUGCAUAUAACUAAGAGAUUAUCUUGCCGCAAUAUUUCUAGUUCGGAGACUCAAAAAUAUUAUUGAUAAGGCCCAUCGUUUCGACGAGGGGAUCGUAUCAUUUCCAUGGACAUAAACAUGUUAUAUGUCUAUGAUAUGACCAUUUCGUAUUCUGUGCUGUGGCCUGUGACCUGUAUAAUAUCUUAAUUGGUUCUUUGAUUAAAGAAUAGGGCUACUGACUAUAUACUGCCUAUUAGCCACCGUGUUCCAAGCUAACUUCAAUUGUUAAAACUCAUUACGGUAAAUAGCUUGAAUUUUCAUUUUAUCAAUAAUAUUGGACACCGGCUUUAAAUUUAAAAAAAAAUCUAUUUAUUUCACAGUUCACUGUAUUUUAUUCUUUGUUCACUCUGUACUUUGUAUUUUGUUCAUUCUUCAUAUUUCAUAAUAAUAUUAUAUAGUGCCAAGUAGAGCAAAUUUGUUGUUGAACUAAUUUGAUAACUUUAUGAAUACUUUAAAGUUCAAUAAUUUAAUCAACCAAUUGAAAACAAUAAGUAGUUUAAAUUUUAGAAGAAAAAUGAGCACUGAAAUAAAUCCAACGAUGAACAAUGAACACAAUAUUGUAUGGUUUGAUGAUGACUGGAUUAGACUGUAAUCACCAUACCUUGAUCGAAGCAGCUAUUAUUAUAACCGAUAAAAAUUUAAAAGUUUUAGCUGAGAGUCCAAAUAUUAUAAUACAUCAAUCAGAUAAAGUAUUAGAAAACAUGGAAGAAUGGUCCAAAAAGCAUCAUGGAAUUAGUGGCUUGACAGAAAAUGUUAGGAAGAGUAAUAUAUCAAUCGAACAAGCUGAUCAAAUGUUAUACGAGUUUAUCAAGCCAUUUGCUCCUAAAGGUGUUUGUCCGUUAGCUGGUAAUUCUAUUCACAUGGAUAGAACUUUUAUUAGAAAAUAUAUGCCAAAACUUGAAAGUCAUUUAAGUUAUAGAUUAAUAGACGUGUCUACUCUUAAAGAGUUGCUUAAACGUUGGAAACCCGAAUUAGCUAAUGAAGUUCCAAUCAAAUCAGGUAAGCACAGAGCUCUUGAUGACAUUAAAGAAAGCGUUCAAGAACUCCAAUUUUACAAAAGCUACUUAAAUUUAUAAUUUAUAAUGAAAAAAUAUUAAAUUCUGUAUAUCCAUUCAACAAGACAUUACCUACAUAGAUUUGCAACAAAACAAGCAUCAAAUUAUGCUAGAAAAAAAAAAUAAUGUUACAAGUGCAUUGUAAUUUCACCCUUCAUUAUAAUUAUGUAAAAUUGCCAUUUCUCCUCCUGCAUUAUAAAAAUAUUUACAAGGCAGAAUGCAUAAUUUAUAUUGGUACUUUUCAGGUAUUGCGACUACCCACCAUAGUAGGUAUACAUGUAGACUUGGAUGCACCACUCUCUCACUCGGGCAAUCUAAAUCGAAAACAUCAAUUUACUGAUAUUAAACCACUUCGGUCCUUUAUUAGGUCUCAGAGUAAUCCAAUUUAACAUAUUAACCUUACCUCAAGAACUACCCAAGGUGGUUUUACAUAUAAAGUUGAGGGAUAUUUUUCACUUAAAUUGUCUGAGCGUGUGCUGCAAACAAAUGACCACACUGCGCGCGGAUAUAAUAUGUGCUUUUAAAAAUUUUUUUUUUACUCAAGACUACCCUAGGUGCUAGAUGGUGUUACAUAUCAAAUCGAGAAAUAUUUUUUAUUUAUAUUUUCAGAGCGAGUGAGUGGCCCCGCCGUGUCUUGAGUAUAUUAUGUACUAUGGUUGCUAGUCCCGAUAACUGAAAAUUAACUUAAUAAAAAAUAUUAUAAAAAAACUGCUCACCACAUAAAUUACCAAUUAGACACAGUUUACCUAUUCAGUACAAUGAAUAUUGUUAUUUGUAGGAGAAUAAUUAGUUAUAAACAGAUGCUGCCACAUUAUUGUCCUUGUUUAUUCUCUGACUGAUGUUGUAAUGAAAAAUAUUGUUGUUCAGGCAUGUUUAUAAAUGUUAUACCUACACUUGUAUACCUUAUGCCCCGUCCAGACAAAAGAAAAAUUUGUCAGAGAAAUGUAUCAUUAUCGAUGUUUCCGAUUUCCUGUCAUAAGCAGUAACGUAAAUAUUUGUUGAUGAUAAUGUCAGAAACAUAUAUUACUGAUCAAUCUUUCUUGGUCUGGACCGUGCUUUGUAAACAGUUACACUAUUAAAAUACUAUAUUAGUAUUAUAGUACCGAUUUUAUUCUUUCUUUUCCAAUAUUAGUAUAAUCUACUUUCAACCUCCAUAAAAUAUAUUCAAUAAUAUAAUAUUUAUAAUAAAAUAACCAUAGCUCACUACUCAAUAUUUUUCAUCUACAAGGUAAAUCUAUGAAUUAUCAAUAUUUUUUUGUUAACAAUUAACCAUGAUAAUGUAACCCUUACGAAAAAUUGGUCAGAAACAAAAAACACUGUGUGUCUAGCCCAUAAACAAUAUUUAUAUUAAAAAAACUAUCACGAUUGUAUCAUAAAGAAAUAAAUAAGAAACAAAAUGAUUUUUAACAUUAUUAUUUUUGUAAUGAUUUAAAAAAUAUGAUACAUAUUAAAUACAUGCCAGUAUAAUGUAACUUUAUUACUCAUAUUACUUGUUAUUCUAUCUGGCAAAUAGAUAAUGAGAUAACUACAAUAUUAUAACAUAAACUGUGUAAUACAUCAAUUUGAAUAAACAUGUUUUAUUUUAAA